AUGAAAUCGAAAAACGAAUGGAAAGUGCAACUGCACAGUAAUAUUACAUGUUACACAACAUUGGAGUGCGAUUAUGGUCUACUGUGUCUCGAUUGGCGAGAUAUUUGUGACGGUAUUCAGCAAUGUUUAUUUGGGUUCGAUGAAGAGCAGUGUGACAUGCUCGAGUUCAACGAAUGCGAGGACGAUGAAUAUCGCUGUAUGAAUGGAAUGUGUAUCCCGGACAAAUACUUUCUUGACGGUGAAUUCGAUUGUUUGGAUUGGAGUGAUGAAAUACAAUACUACGAUGAUCGAAAAUGUGCAUUCGAAGAGGCUACUUCUCCAUGUGAUGAUCGAAUGUGUCCGCCGGAUCGAUGGUCAUGUGGUGAUGGACAAUGCAUUUUGGACCGGCUUAGUUUUCAAAGUCCGUCAGAUCUGGUUUCAUGUAAUAGUCGACGUGAUCAGUUUUAUUUGUGUGAAACGUAUUAUUAUGAUCUACCCAAACGGUCGAUGCAUUAUCGAAAAUGA
This is a messenger RNA of Didymodactylos carnosus, 504 nucleotides long. The record is from the annotation of a GenBank genome assembly. Lineage: Eukaryota; Metazoa; Rotifera; Eurotatoria; Philodinida; Philodinidae.